UUUGUGCUCUAAUUUUUCUAAAAAAUAUUUUUUAAGUAAAUUAAAUUUAAAUUAAAUUCUCUCCAUAAAAUAAUCUAAUCUAAUUUUCAACGUAAAAAAUGUGUGAACUACGAAAAAAACAUGCAUUAAAUUUUCAUUACGAUAGAACAAAGAUGCGUUUUAUUAAAAAGUCAAGAUGGGAAUUACCAAACGCAAAAUCAGAAUCUUAUUGGAAUGAAGUGUGCAAUGAUUUAGAAAGAAAAGUACGAAAACCAUUUCAAUGUAAUUCACGACAACUUCGACGUGUUCUACCACUUAAAUUAUAUAAUAAAGUGGCUACAAUUCUCAAUAUGCCUGUUUGGUAUCCGAAAAAUGUUACGGAAACUGAAAUUGACGUUUCAAAGGAUAAUAAUAUUAUUGUGAACAAUGAAAAAAGUACCAGUGAUUUGUCAACUGAUUUAAUUGUACAUCCACCGUCCGAAAAUCAAUCGUCACCUGAUAAUCGUAAAGUAAACGAUUUAAAUCCAUAUGCCCGUUUUUUAAAAAAACCGCGACGAAAGGCUGUAAUAUGGCGUCCCUUGAAAAAGGAGGAUUUAAAAGGUUACAAUCCAGACGCUUCAUUACAUAAUAGGGCUACUAAAAUCACUGACAAAAUUUGUCACGAUUUUUGCGAAUGGCUACGUGAAUUAAGUGGUCCUUUAGAACGUAUCAAUGAAGAAGUUCUUAAAGACAUGUUUCAAAUAAUUUUCACCGCCGACGCAUGUAAAUCCACAAAGGUACUUGUAAAGGAAAUGCCAACGGUACCAAAACCAGUUGCUUUAAUAAGAAACUCGGCAAAUGCCAUUGAACUUGAAAUGACUCGUAAACAAUUGAUUCAUGAUAGAAUUAUUGAAAAUAAAGCAAAAAAAACAUAUGCAUUUGGCACAGCUUUACCGAAAAAAUUACGUUUCAUUCCACCUAGAAAUCAAGUAAAUGACAAAUGGUUUUCACGUAAAAAUAUAUCUCAUGAUCUUGAAAAAAUGGAAGUUAUUUGGCAUGGAAUUAAACAUUUAGAAAUUACUAAUCGAUAUGCUCAUUGGUUAAAAAGUAAUACAAAUAUUAAAGUACCGGACAUUUUGAAUUAUGAUCCUCAAACAACUGUUUCAGUUUCAAAAUUUUCACAAGCUGAUACAAUUGCUCAUGAGGAAUAUGAACAAAGAAAUAUUAUCUAUCACUGAAGUGUAUAACUUAAAAAUUUUAUUUAUAAUUAAUUAUAAUUUAAUUUUUUUAUGUUU
This is a messenger RNA of Leptopilina boulardi, 1253 nucleotides long. RefSeq lists its product as uncharacterized. The record is from RefSeq and is a predicted model, not a curated record. NCBI's taxonomy places the organism in Eukaryota, Metazoa, Arthropoda, Insecta, Hymenoptera, Figitidae. The coding region runs from base 99 to 1196 and encodes 365 amino acids. The transcript is spliced from 7 exons.